Molecule: messenger RNA, 3014 nt
Organism: Cryptomeria japonica (Japanese cedar)
Lineage: Eukaryota; Viridiplantae; Streptophyta; Pinopsida; Cupressales; Cupressaceae
Product: probable disease resistance protein At4g33300
Exons: 6
Coding region: 951-2759 (602 amino acids)
Biological process (GO): defense response to fungus
Molecular function (GO): ADP binding
Source: RefSeq, a predicted model, not a curated record
GCACGCGACCGAGAUUCGUAUGUAUCCGUUGACGUGUCUUGCAAGGCCAGAGUUUGUGUGCUUCCCAGAAGUUCAGUUCUUUGCUCUAUAAAUAUGCCUGAGCUAUGCCUUCAAACUUUCCAACGAGAGAAAGAGAAAAGCUAUAGCAAAUAGCCAGCUACAAGUUUUAAACUUCGCGAGUUAUAGAGUUUUUUGAGAUUUUGUGAAAUCUUUGACUGAAUUUUUGUUUCAGGAAUAUAUAGAAUGGAGAGUUUCAAUAGCAAGAUUGUGUGUGCUAGAGCCGAUGCCCCGCUGAAAUUCCUUAUCCCAGCUACCCAGCAACUUUGCGCAUCUGACCUGCAACAACCCAAGAAUCAGCAAAAUCCCACUUUUCACCAGUUUUCAGACACGCUUAUUAGGGGCUCAGAGCUGGUGAAAUCUUGUGAGAGCAUUAGCGCUUUAAAUGCAUUUCGUAGGUGCAGAUAUAUGCUUCACAGAUACUCAAGCUAGAAGAGGAGAUCAGUGGCUUCAUGAGUUCUAUCCCAGACUACAUGGUGUUAGAUGCUAGAAAUCUUAUGGCAGCCAUGAAAGAUAUAUAUAAGGAAUUGCAGCCACCAGAUAAAAGUAGUACGGUGAAUACCAUGAUUCAACAGCAAAUGAGUUUAGGUAACCUGAAUCAAAGUACUGAAUUCCAAGAGGCUUACAAAUGGUCUAAUCCUGGUAAUUUUCCUGUGAAAUCUCGGUUUUAUGCGGGAUUGGAGAAGCCUGUUGAAGAUUUGAAGGAGCUUUUAUUCCAAAGCGAGGUGUCGGUCGUUGGAGUGCAUUGUAUGGGGGGUGGUGGGAAAACGACUUUGGCCUCGGCUAUUUGUAAUGAUCCCCGUAUCAAAGGCUAUUUUGGAAAUGUACAUUUCAUUAUUGCCUCGACUAUCCAAAACUGAGGAGAGUUAGGUGGACGGCGGGUUAUUUUGAACAUGUACAUUUCAUCAGGUUAUUUUGGGAAUGUACAUUUCAUCACUGUUACACAAUUUCCAAAUCUGCAGGGAAUUAUAGAGACGAUGUGGGAGAAGAUCGUUGGAAGGAAGAAGCCUGAGUUUCAGAAUGUAGAAGAUGCACGCAUACAGCUAAAGCAGCAGCUUUUUACUCAAUCCAAGAGAACUCUGAUGAUAUUGGACGAUGUCUGGUCCAGGGCUCAUUUGGAGGAAUUACUAUUUGAAGCGCCAGGGUACAAGACUGUUGUCACAACCAGAGACAGCUCUACGAUUCCCCAAAACACCUGUACUCGACCGUAUCAGUUGCCAUUGUUGGGCCAUGAGGACGCUCUCUCGCUUUUCUGCUUCUCAGCUUUUGGACAGACAUCAAUUCCAAGUGCCGCAGAUGCAAAUCUAGUCAUGCAGGUGCAAGCUGAAUGUAAGGGCUUACCCCUAGCUUUAAAGGUGAUUGGGAGCUCUUUGAAUGGGGAACCUCAUGGGACCUGGUUGAACGCAAAGAACAAGCUUUCCCAGGGGCAGUCCAUAUCCAGUUAUCACAAAGAAGGGCUUUUUAGAUGCUUGGAGACCAGUAUUGAUUCCUUGGAUGAUGUUGGGAGGGAAUGCUUCUUAGAUUUAGCAUUAUUUCCAGAGAACAAAAAAGUCUGUGCUGAUGCACUGCUGAACAUUUGGGUUUAUAUUCGGAAGCUAAAGUGGCAAGAUGCCUUUAUCAUGUUAUUGGAACUUGCAAGCAAAAAUCUCUUGAAUUUAAUCAGCAGCCCAGGAAGACAAGCAACAAUCUCUUAUGAAAAUGCCUCUGAGCUGUACUUUUCUCAGCAUGAUGUAAUGAGAGAUUUGGCCAUAUAUUUGGGAAGCCAGGACAGUAUAGUCCAUAGGAAGAGAUUAUUCAUGCCCAAGAAGGAGCUGAGCUUGCCAGCAGAGUGGGAGAUGCUUAAAGAUAGAUCAUUUAAUGCUCAAGUUGUCUCUAUUCACACAGGCUCUAUGGCUGAAAAUCAGUGGUAUGAGAUGGAUUUUCCAGAGACAGAGGUUCUAGUGAUACAUUUUUCUGCAAGCGAAUACUUUCUACCACCGUUUCUUAAAACCAUGAAAAAACUGAAAUCUGUAAUGUUGUGUAAUUUGAGUUCAAAGAGGACCACACUAAAAGGUUUAGAUGUCCUAUCUUCACUCACUCAGCUCAGGAAUGUUCGCUUGGAGAAGUUGGAUGCGCCCUCUGUUUUAGAACAGAGCAAAGUUAUGCAAAAAUUAGAUAAACUAUCUGUUAGUUUAUGUGAAGGGUUUGGAAAUAUUUCCACAUUCAGCAACACCAACCUACAAGAAUUUAACCUGGACCACCUCAGCGAUUUGGAGGAAUGGCCACUUGACAUCUGUCGUAUGCCCUCUGCUCACAUAUGGUCUAUUACAAACUGCCAUCUGGUUGAAAAGUUACCAUAUGAUCUCGGAAAUCUGAGCUCUUUAAGAAUGUUACGAUUAUCAGCAUUACCAGGCCUGAAAGAGCUGCCGGCAUCAAUUGGAAAACUUGAGCAGCUGGAAUUUCUUGACAUUUCACUGUGCGAAGGCUUGAAAGAACUUCCAGAGGAAAUAGGUCAGCUCCAGAAUUUGGAAGAGUUUGACAUGAGAGAGUGCUCUCACUUGAGGAGGUUGCCUAGAAGUGUUUGUGGACUAAGCUCUCUGAAACAUGUCAUCUGUGAUGAGAAGAUUGGGCACCAGUGGCUGCGAGUUAAGGCCUCUUCUAUCCCUAAUCUUAGAGUUGAAAUUGUGGAACCGCAAUUUACUCUGGAUUGGCUUGAUGAUUGAAACUCCACAUCCUGUUAAGUAAUCACUGUGGUCUCUUUCUUAGUUCGUGCAGAUGGAGCAUACUGUCGAUUUCACUUCAGCUAAAUUGAAAGAAUUAGUAAUGUCUAUAUCAUCCAUCUUAUGUGUAAUAUAUGUGUCAAAGUUCAACUUUAUGAACAAUACUCCUGCAUAUGGAGCAAGUUGUAGGUUUCACUUGAGCUAAAUUGUAAGAGUUUCUAAUAUAUCAUUGUAUAUAUCAUCCAUGUAAAUUUGUAA